AUGCCUUAUGGCCACGAGGUCAAGAUGCAUAAGUCGAUCUCCAAAAGUGAAAUGCAAUUACAUUGCAAAUCCUCCAAUGAAGAAAUUCGAAAAUCAGGUCGCAUAUCUGGAGAAAAUGCAGUUAGUCCUUGUGGAAAAAUUACUGGAAGUGGGGAAUCUGAAGGGAAAAACUCCUCCAACCACGGUAAAUCUCACAUUCUCCACUCGGAAAGGGAGCGUCAGGAAUUACUUUUUCGGGGUAUCAAUUCGUGGAAAGACCGGCAAAACGAAAGCAGAGAACAGAGAGAUAUACAACAUUAUCGAACAAGCAAGGAAAGAGAGAGUAAAAAUGAUGAAAACGAUGUAUUUGAAUGUCCAAACCGAGAAAAAAUUCAAAGGUUACUCACAAUCCUGGGGCCAUUGUUCAGAGUCGGUACCCUGGAGGGCGCUUCAUGGAAAGAAGACUACUCGAAAACACCGUGCUACGUUGUACUCCCUGACAGUAGACCAAAAUGGAGAAUCGAUGAAUCCAUGUCCCUAUUGUCGUACGAUAAUAGAUUCGUCUUAUCUGGCAAUAAUCCGACUUUGGAAGUCGAAAUGAUUGAGAAUGAACCAGACCGUUGUCACAUUGCAAAAUCUCUUGAUAUAGAGAUACAAAGCGGUGAUCUUCAAAAAGAUAAUAUUUAUCAGAAACCAGAGAAACCAGCGCCAUGGGGCGUCUCAUUAGAUGGAACUGUGUGGGAGCUAUCCGAUAUUUACGCAUGUUUUGCUGGUUCUUUGUCUUAA
Funneliformis mosseae is the source of this 765-nucleotide messenger RNA. Lineage: Eukaryota; Fungi; Glomeromycota; Glomeromycetes; Glomerales; Glomeraceae. The record is from the annotation of a GenBank genome assembly.